Messenger RNA from Clavispora lusitaniae ATCC 42720, 2043 nucleotides. Its product is annotated as pre-rRNA-processing protein ESF1. Gene Ontology annotation, molecular function: RNA binding. NCBI's taxonomy places the organism in Eukaryota, Fungi, Ascomycota, Pichiomycetes, Serinales, Metschnikowiaceae. Gene Ontology annotation, cellular component: nucleus. Gene Ontology annotation, biological process: rRNA processing. The record is from RefSeq and is a predicted model, not a curated record.
AUGGGCAAGUCUGGCAAGAAAAGCGGAGCUUCUAAGCAAGAUCCAAGAUUUGCAUCGGCUCUGUAUGACCCGCGCUUUAUACUCCCGAGCUUGAAAAAGAACAAAAUCAAGGUCGAUGAGCGUUUUUCCAAAGAAGAGUUGGCAAAGUUGAAUGUCACGGCUACCGGAAAGAAGGUGAAGGUCGACAGAUACGGAAGAAAGCUUAAAGAAAAGGACGAAGUGUACGAUAAGUAUUUUGAGGAGGAAAAAGAUUCUGAGGCAGAAGAAGAGGAGAAGGCUACAACUGACUCUCAAAAUGAUGGAGAAUCAGAAUCUGGCAGCGAAGCUGACAGUGAGUCAGGGUCGGACUCAGAAAGCGAAGAAUCCCAAGAUGAUGAAAUGCCCCAAGUGGUCAAAAAGAAGGUAGAGCCAGAGGUAUCUGAAGAUUCAGAAGAAGAAGAGAGCGACGCAGAGACUUUUGUCGAUAGAGCCAGAGGUGAGGGUUUGCAAUCUGACUCUUCAGAUGAUUCAGACUCAGACUCGGACUCCGAUCUGUUCAAUCUUGACUCUGAUGUGGAGAUCGAAGAAGAAAAACCAGAAGAGGGCGAUCCAUCUGAUACAUUUGCUGUAGUCAACUUGGACUGGGACAAUGUCAGAGCGGUGGAUUUGAUGGCCACGUUUGCUUCCUUUGUUCCUAAAGGCGGCUUGAUCAAGUCCGUCACCAUAUACCCUUCCGAAUACGGCAAACAACAAAUGCAAAAAGAAGAAAUUGAAGGUCCACCAAAGGACUUGUUCAAGAAGAAAAAGCAAGUGGAAUCAGACUCCGACUCUGACGAAGAACUUGAUCUUAAAAACCAAGAAGAUUUGGAGAAAGCUGCCCGCAAAUUGUACGAAGAGGAUGACGGUGAAGAAGAUUACGACUCCAAAGCUUUGCGUCGUUAUCAGCUACAAAGAUUAAGAUACUACUAUGCUGUGGUGCGUUGUGAUUCGAUCAGCACCGCGAAAAACAUUUACGACAACUGUGACGGGUCUGAAUACGAAUCCACAGCUAACAUUUUCGAUUUGCGUUACGUCCCAGAAGGAAUGGAGUUUGACGAUAGCGAAGCAAAGGACGUUUGCACCAAAAUCCCAUCCUCUUACAGACCUGAUUCAACCUUUGUAACCGAUGCAUUGCAGCACUCUAAAGUGAAGUUGACUUGGGACGAGACUCCAAAGGAAAGAAUGACUUUGGCCUCAAGACUGUUUUCGCAGAAGGAAAUCGACGAUAUGGACUUCAAGGCAUAUUUGGCUUCCGACAGCGAUGGAAGCGAGGCAGAACAAGCAUCCCUGUUGAAAGAUAAGUACAAGAAUUUGCUAGGAGGGAAGUUCUCUUUUGACAAGGGUGCCGACGACGAAGAAGAUGACGUUGAUAUGGAAAUCACAUUUACUCCUGGUUUGGAUCAAAACAAGCCACCAGAACCAGAAAAGGGACCUGAGGAAGAGUCUACUAUUGAUGCAUACAAACGUAAAGAAAAGGAGAGACGUGCACGCAGAAUGGAAAAGUUCAAGAACAAAGAGGCUGAAGAGAACGAAAACAAAGAAAAAGAAAAGGAAACGAAAAAGAGCAAGAAGGGAAAGAAAGGUAAGAAGUUGGAUGAGCAAGAUGAAAAGAGCAAAGCUGAAUUGGAGUUGCUUAUGUUGGAUGAAAACAACGACGACGAGAAUAAUGCAGAGCAUUUUAGCAUGAGAGAUAUUGUCAAGGCUGAGAAGCAGAAAAACAGAAAGAACAAGAAGGGUAAGAAAAACUACGACAAUGAGCUCGUGCAAAAUGACUUCCAAGCCGACUUGAACGAUCCACGUUUCAGAGAAGUUUUCGAAAGCCACGAAUAUGCUAUUGACCCUACUAGCAGCGAGUUCAAAAAGACAGACACCAUGAAGACAAUCUUGAAGGAGAGAUCGAAGAGACUGAGAAAAGAUGAAAAACAUGAAGAGAAGAAGCAUAAGAAACAAAAGAAGUCUGAAGAACCUAGCAUGCCAUCAUUGAACUCUUUGGUGGAGAAAUUGAAGGGGAAGAGUAAGCAUUGA